This is a messenger RNA of Aplysia californica (California sea hare), 1398 nucleotides long. Its product is annotated as legumain. The record is from RefSeq and is a predicted model, not a curated record. Gene Ontology annotation, molecular function: cysteine-type endopeptidase activity. Gene Ontology annotation, biological process: vacuolar protein processing. NCBI's taxonomy places the organism in Eukaryota, Metazoa, Mollusca, Gastropoda, Aplysiida, Aplysiidae. Bases 1 to 1398 code for a protein of 465 amino acids. The transcript has 2 exons.
AUGAGGGAAACGGACAAAUCUCUCCCGGCCGAUCACAUCAUCAACAUGUCUCCGAACAUUGUUGUAAAUAAUGUCAACGACAAGCGUCUUUAUCUGGUGUAUGAUGGCAUCUACAUGCUUCAUCGUCUAAACUGGCCAACGUCCAGCACAUGCCACGCCUACCAAACCAUGCGCAACAACAGCAUCCCCCCUGAGAACAUCGUCCACAUGUCUUACGAUGACGUAGCACAUGACCCCGAGAAUCCUAUCCAAGGAAACCUCGUCACCCUUCCAACAGGGCCAAACCUUUACCCCGGAUGUGAAAUGGACUACCGGAAGGAAGAAGUGACACCGGAAGUCUUCCUCAAAGUUCUCACUGGCGACAAGGAGGGCGUGAAGAAACUGAUUGGUCGAGACGGUAAAGUGAUUGACAGCGGUCCUGACGAUCGUCUGUUCGUCUAUAUGAUUGAUCAUGGUGGUCCAGGGGUCUUCUUCUUCCCUGGUUUUGUUGAGCUGCACAACACUGACCUCAACAACGCCCUCAAACAGAUGUACAGAGAGAAAAGGUACAAGGAGAUGGUGCUUUACAUGGAGGCCUGUCACUCAGGGAGCAUGUUCGAGGGCCUACUCCCGAACAACAUCAAUAUCUACAUUACCACGUCCGCCAAUCCCAAUGAGAAUGCACGUAUGUGCUGUUGGGAUGAGUUCCGCAAAGUCUACGUAGGAGGUGUCUAUGAUAACGCCUGGCUGUACAACUCAGACAAGGCAAAUCUCCACAAGGAAACACUCUAUCAACAAUAUGAAGUGGUAAAGGAAGCCUGUGAAAAGCCUAAAGAUGGGAGUCACCCACAGCAGUACGGAGACUUGAGCAUGAACAAGGAAGUUCUUGCUCAGUUUCAGGCAAAGACAGAGCAGUACACACCCGGGAUGUGUCUGAACACACAGGAAACUGAUGGACAUAUUCAGGGGCCAGAGUUCACCUUCGCCGGAAUUGACCUCAAUAACCCCGCCCUUGACAUGGUUCAGAUCGCCACCACGGCUCGUCGCCUCAUCGAGUCACGUGAUCUCAGUAGUCAAAAGCGGGAAGAGCUCAAGGCCAAAUUACGUCACAUGAUGCUAGUCAAGGAAAAAGCCGAGUCGUUGACCAAAGACCUUGUCAAGGCAGCCAUGUCCAGCCCUAGAGGUGUGACAGAGACCGACAUACUGACCGGCAAAGAGCGAGUCGAAAACUCUGAGUGCUACAAGGCCGCCCUGAGCCUCUUCUCUGCCCGAUGUCCAGGCAUCAACAUGGGGAGGUACCCAUUUGCCAGGAGAAAUCUCCAGGCCUUUAUCAACCUCUGCAACCACCAGCCCCAAACUGACGUCAUGAACGCCAUUUUGAAGGUCACGGAGAAAUACGGAAUUUGCCGAGCUCUGUAG